Pimephales promelas (fathead minnow) is the source of this 2558-nucleotide messenger RNA. RefSeq lists its product as uncharacterized. NCBI's taxonomy places the organism in Eukaryota, Metazoa, Chordata, Actinopteri, Cypriniformes, Leuciscidae. The record is from RefSeq and is a predicted model, not a curated record.
UUUCCAUCAGACACAAUGGCAAACGGCACGAUGCUGCUGCUGCUGCUGCUGCUGACUCUCGCUGUGGGACCAGCCGUAGGUUUCUAUGGGGGUUCCAUGACAUUCACGCCUGGAAACAGAUUUCCUGAUGGAUCCGUGGAGAUGCACUUCUACACCAGAGAGUCCAGUAGGGGUCCUUGUGGUUCUCAAAUCAACUGGAUCUGUGAGACUGGAUCCUGUGGCGUCCUCACCAACACACAACCUAUGCAGACAGACAGCACAGCUCAAAAUCUGUGGUGCCAAUCAGAGGUUCACAUGGCCACCAAUGUCACUAGUAAUGGUCCCUUCAUUCUGAGUUCCUCUGGUUGCUGCUGGGAGGAUAAUGUUCAGGGUGUCGGUGGAUGGACGCUUCACACUCAAGUUGACAUUGGCCAGCGAUCUGACACUCAGUCUCCAAACAGAUCCCCUGUUUCAGCUGCAAUUCCGAACAUAAGGGUUCCUCAGAACUGCUUCCAGAAUUUUCCAUUGCUGGCACAUGACCCAGAUGAUGAUGUUGUGAGAUGCAGGUUUAAUGAUGCCAACUGCACACUGUGCCAUCAACAUCCAAACAUUCAUCUUCACAAGGAAUCAUGCACUUUGUACACAGGAGAUUCACUGGCCCUGGGUGUGCAUGUGUUUGAGCUCAUCCUGGAGGAUUAUCCUGUUUCAAACAUAACUGUUAUGGACCAUAAUGGGGUCUUCUCUGUCAGUAAUGCAUUCAAUGACAGCAACCCAACUGCUCUCAGUCAAGUGCCUUUGCAGUUUGGAGUUGAAAUUCUUCCACCAGCUCAGGGUUGUGUGCCAGGGGUGAACAAGCCAAUGUUCUUGACACAAACUCCUUUGCAUGGAGAUGUACAUCAUGCUACUGUGGGACAGGCUCACGAGAUCACCCUCCAAGCACAGGUCGCAGACAACAGCAUCUUUGACUUCCAGGUCAGUGGCCCCUCUAAUAUGUCUAAGACCCUGACAAGUUUGAGUAAUGGGGUUAUGAUGGCAACACUGACCUGGAUUCCACAGGAGACGGAUCUUUUUCGCCAUGUACCUGUGUGUUUCACAGCAGAGACACCUCACAGGCAGUCAGAAAUGAGGUGCAUUAUUGUGGUUGUGGCAAAAGCAAGGGUUCUAUCAGGUGAAGCAAAGGUCAUCUGUGACGAUAACAGUAUCAGCAUUGUAGUCAGUAAAGCCUCCAUGGAUGGCAUUGACCAGGACUGGCUUCAACUGCGAGACCCCACCUGCUCUCUUACUUCCAAUCAAACCCACAUCCUGGGCACAAUGUCCCUCAACACCUGUGGCACUAUGAUGGAUGACUCUGGAGAUUUCCUUGUCUUCCACAACGAGAUCAACUCCUUUGAGAACCCGAAUGCUGUUAUCACCAGACGCAAUCAAGUUAAAUUUGACUUCUCCUGCCAGUAUCCCAAAAUAGCCAGUGUGUCCAACCGCUAUGUCAACCACAAAUCUGACUACAUCUUCACUGAAUCCAGCUUUGGCACAUUUAGUUACUCAUUUGAAGUUUUCACAGACCAAACCUUUAACAGUCAGGUAGAUCCUAGCCUGUAUCCAGUGCAGGUUCAGCUGAUGGACAAGAUCUACAUGGGCAUUGAAGCCCGUACUGCUCUCCCAGAGGUCACACUCUUCGUUGAGUCCUGCAGGGCCACUCCUGAAGACAAUCCGUUCAGUCCUGUCUUUUAUGACAUCAUCAAAGACGGGUGUGUUAUGGAUGAAACAGUCAUGUCUUACCCAAGUGACUCCACAAAAUAUGACUUUGAGAUCCAAGCUUUCAAGUUCACAGGAGGCUUUGAUGAGGUGUACAUUAGCUGUUCCGUGAUCCUGUGUGCAAAAGACAGCUCGAACUCCAGAUGUGCCCAAGGCUGCCUCGGUCAAGCUGCUCGCAGACGUAGGCGAGACGUGAGCCAAGAAACAGCUAGCCACUACAUCACCCAGGGUCCCCUUCGUGUGGCAAGACAGACUCAUAAUUCUGCAGCCUCAAAUGAUGGUGGAUUUCUACACAUGAGCACAAGCACUGGGGUCUUUGCAGGACUCUUUGUCGUCUCCAUUGCGGUGGUGGCAGGGAUGUUGGUAUAUAAUGCCAAAAGAACAAGAUCAGUUGAUCGCAUGCAUCUACUGUCCACUUUCUGAGAUCCUUUAAGUGCCCAGUUUGAGUAGACACACAAAGAACACAAUGAACUGCAAUUAAACUCUUUCCAUUUUGAUAACAUAUCUUAUACAAGAGCAGUAAAUGAACAGUUUUUGAGGGUAAAUGGUAUAAUCGCACAACAAUGGCCUUUGGUAUGGCUGGUAUUGUCCCAAAUCUUUCAGCAUAUUGUCUUUUUUCCCCCCACUUAUUUCCUUCUUUACUUUCACUCAACAUGCUUCACAGAACAUAACAUGCUAAAAAAAUAUUAUGAAUGGUCUGGCAUUUUUUGGGAUGAAAUGUUGUUUAAAGAAAAUAAACGUUUAAAAAUUAAUGUUUGUGUUUUGGGGCAGUGACAAGCAAUAAGCAUGUUUCUGUAUUCUUGAAAUAAAAAGUCUAUUUAAGUAUU